AUGGAUGCUCCCAGCUCCAACCCUCUUCUAUCGACCCAGAAGAGCUCCCAGCUCCAGGCCGUCCUGCACCCGCUAGUGCUUCUCACAAUCUCCGACUACAUCACACGACACACUCUGCGAGAGCAAAAGGGGCCCAUAAUCGGAGCUCUGUUAGGCCAGCAGAAUGGCCGGGAAAUCACCAUUGAACACGCUUUUGAAUGCCACGUCAAGGAAGCACCCGAGGUCGAUGGAGGCUACCUGGUGGACGUAGACAAGUUUGGCAGAAGAUUAGAACAGAUGUGCCUUGUGCAUAAAGACCGAAAACUGGACUUUGUCGGCUGGUACACGCUGCUGUCGUCAUCAGGUCCCUCGCCCACCAUCCUGCCCGUCCACAGCCAGAUCCUCGAAAACUGGAACGAGUCGGCCGUUUUGCUAGGUUUCCACCCACAAGAGGUUGCGCAGCAUUCAGUCGGCGGUAAAUUGCCGUUGACAAUAUACGAGAGCAACUUUGAGGUCGACGACGCCAGGGCGGAAAAUGACGGAGAGGACAAGAAGAUGGACGACGGUGACUCCUCACUUAAGCUGAAAUUCCGAGAGGUGCCAUAUUCUGUCGAGACGGAUGAGACGGAAAUGAUUAGCAUGAAUUACGUGGCUAGCGGUGGUGGAAACGCAGCAGCCAGCGCCCCAGCUCCGGCCGUCAAGGAAGAACGGCCAGCUCGUUCGAUAGAGUCAAACGGAAAGGGGAAGCGGAGGCUGGUGGAGAGCGAGGUUGAGGAGAAGAAAGACGCGGUGGUGGAUGAGGCGAGCGCUCUGACGCGGGAGGAGGACGAGAUGAUUGCUUCGCUGACGGCAAAGGCCAACGCCAUCAAGAUGCUCCACUCCAGAAUCCAGCUCAUCACUACUUACCUGGAACGUUUACCGCCCUCGUACAUCAAUGGAGAUGACCAGGGAGAGAGCAUGGAUACGGACACGAACAAUACUACGCCAUCUCACAACAUUCUUCGACAGAUCCAGGCCCUGGUCAGCCGUCUUGACCUCGUCAUUCCGUCAGACAGGGAGGCUUUUGAGAAGGAAGUAGAGAGCGAGUCUAACAAUGUCCACCUCCUCGGCCUUUUGAACUCCAUCAUGCAGGGCGUCAACCAGGCAAAGGAUGUGGGCAGGAAAUUUCAUGCUAUUGAAUCAAGCAAGGGUGCAGCGAGACGUGGGAAUCUGAAUUAUAAUAUGAGUGGUGUCCCGUUUAACAUUCCGGGCACGGGCGAUCUGCACGUUUGAGGAUGAUAUUAGGUUUUGCUUAUAAGGCUAGAACUUUGGGUGAUUUUUUUGUUUGCUUGAGGCAUUACCAUGGGGCGUUUGUUUUCUCUCUUCCUUUUUUUUAAACACGUUCAACGCAAGGGAACGAUUCAUAGAUGGGUAAUGAAUGACAUAACGAGGGCUGGCGUAACUAU
Trichoderma harzianum CBS 226.95 is the source of this 1424-nucleotide messenger RNA. RefSeq lists its product as hypothetical. The record is from RefSeq and is a predicted model, not a curated record. The coding region runs from base 1 to 1251 and encodes 416 amino acids. Gene Ontology annotation, biological process: protein deneddylation. Gene Ontology annotation, molecular function: metallopeptidase activity; protein binding. Lineage: Eukaryota; Fungi; Ascomycota; Sordariomycetes; Hypocreales; Hypocreaceae. The transcript is spliced from 2 exons. Gene Ontology annotation, cellular component: COP9 signalosome.